AUGUCGUGCGUCCAUUAUAAGUUCUCCUCCCAGCUGAACUAUGCCACGGUCACCUUCAACGGCCUCCACAUCUCCCUGUGCGACCUCAAGCGCCAGAUCAUGGGCCGCGAGAAGCUGAAGGCGGCCAACUGCGACCUGCAGAUCACCAACGCCCAGAGCAAAGAAGAAUACACCGAUGAUCGGGCCCUGAUUCCUAAGAACUCCUCAGUAAUUGUUAGAAGAAUCCCUGCGGGAGGAGUUAAAGCUACCAGCAAAACCUGUGUUCUAAGUCGAACUGCGCCAGUGAGCGGAACACCAAAAGCAAUUGAUGACCCUUCUGCACCUCUUUCGCUGGCCCAGCUUAUUAAGGUACAUACAUAUUCUCUUCAAACAACAUUUGCUUCGUACUUUUAG
This is a messenger RNA of Gavia stellata (red-throated loon), 393 nucleotides long. Its product is annotated as E3 ubiquitin-protein ligase RBBP6-like. Gene Ontology annotation, biological process: mRNA processing; ubiquitin-dependent protein catabolic process; protein ubiquitination. Lineage: Eukaryota; Metazoa; Chordata; Aves; Gaviiformes; Gaviidae. Bases 1 to 393 code for a protein of 130 amino acids. Gene Ontology annotation, molecular function: zinc ion binding; ubiquitin protein ligase activity. The transcript has 4 exons. The record is from RefSeq and is a predicted model, not a curated record. Gene Ontology annotation, cellular component: nucleus.